CAUAAAACAGAAGCACACAGCCAGAAUCUUGUGCAUACCCGGAUAAGACGUCGACGAUCUCGCGUGUUAACACUUCACUCUUCGUUGAACAUCUUGCAACUGCAUCGCCAUGGAUGAUCUGACCAAGGACCAAAUCGCUCUGCUGAAGAAAGCCUUCGAUGCGUUCGACCACGACAAGAAAGGCAGCAUCGGCACAGACAUGGUGGGAACGAUAUUGACCAUGUUGGGCUACGAGCUCAGCGAGAAGACACUGAAAGAGAUCAUUCAGGAAGUCGACGAAGAUGGAUCCGGUUUGCUGGAGUUCGAGGAGUUCUGCACGCUGGCUGCGAGAUUCUUGGUGGAGGAGGACGCCGAGGCGAUGCAGCAGGAAUUGCGAGAAGCUUUCCGAUUGUACGACAAAGAAGGGAACGGCUACAUCACGACGGCCGUGUUCCGUGACAUUCUACACGAGCUGGACGACAAACUGACGCCGCAGGAGCUUGACAUGAUGAUCGAGGAGAUUGACGCCGACGGCUCCGGGACGCUUGACUUCGACGAGUUCAUGGAAGUGAUGACCGGCGGUGACGACUAAUAAUCAACAGGACAAUCCGGACUACGAUUGAAGCUCGGCGACACUUCACGCGAUCGUCCUUCGAAGCUUUCCGUCUCUCGCCGAAUUCCAAAGGAAACGAUAAACGCACACCGGUCGAUUGCUGUGAAAACUAGAGCGCAACUCUCUCGGUCGGCCGGCGAGCGUCUCGGAGCCCCGUGUGCCCGGGACGAGAAAAAUGAGGUUCAAUAAAAAGACUCCUACCAACACUGAAA
Messenger RNA from Megalopta genalis, 804 nucleotides. RefSeq names its product troponin C type IIIa (gene TpnCIIIa). Gene Ontology annotation, molecular function: calcium ion binding. NCBI's taxonomy places the organism in Eukaryota, Metazoa, Arthropoda, Insecta, Hymenoptera, Halictidae. The record is from RefSeq and is a predicted model, not a curated record. Gene Ontology annotation, cellular component: myosin II complex.